This is a messenger RNA of Lagopus muta (rock ptarmigan), 2681 nucleotides long. RefSeq names its product zona pellucida-binding protein 2-like. Bases 94 to 1401 code for a protein of 435 amino acids. Gene Ontology annotation, cellular component: acrosomal vesicle; extracellular region; zona pellucida receptor complex. Gene Ontology annotation, biological process: acrosome assembly; binding of sperm to zona pellucida. NCBI's taxonomy places the organism in Eukaryota, Metazoa, Chordata, Aves, Galliformes, Phasianidae. The transcript is spliced from 10 exons. The record is from RefSeq and is a predicted model, not a curated record.
CUGAGGGCUUCUGAAGGACAGCCAGCAUUCCUGUCUGAGGACCCGCCUGCCAGCUCCAGCUGGGAGUACCACGGGGGUGACGUCUUCAUCCACAUGGACAGCAGCCUGUAUUCAUUGCCCUGCAGCACAAUUGAGCUGGAGGUGGCCAAUCCCACCUACCAGUGGGUGCGGGACAGUCCAGACCCCAAGCUGCUCUCAGUCACUGAAGAAGGACAUCUCCUGUUCCAGAACUUCCAAGCAGCUGACAGUGGGAACUACUCCUGCACCAUGUCCUACACAGAGCAUGGGCUCCCUGUGUCCCAAACUUUCCACUACAGAGUGUUUGGCUACCAUGUGCUUGGAGGCCUGGAGAUUUUGCUGGUCUUCCAUAGCAAGCUCUGUGAAGACGAGUGGACCAAGAUGUUCCUGUGGGAUUUACAGGAGAGGUUGAAGCAGCUGGAGGUUGAGCAGCGCUGCAAAAUCCAUCUCGAGGCCACCGCCUGCUUCCCCUCCGCCGACAAUCCUUCAGAUGAGUUUGUUGUCCAAGUACAUCUAGAAGUGUCCUUCUUCGGGCCCAAUUGGGAUGAACAGUGCAAACCCCAAGGUGUGGAGGUGGACACAUACUGCUACCGCAAAACAGUCCGGCAGAGCCUCGAAAAGGUCCAGCAAGCCAUUACCAAAUUCUUCAAGGAGCACAUAACCUUCCACGUCACUGGGGAUGAUUUUUCCAGAAUUGUCUUCACCACUGCGUUUGUUGGCUUCUUGGAGAUCAAGAAGUGCAGCAAGGGCUACGGGCAGACCAAGCAGCUGCGAAGAUGUCUCGAGUGUUGUAUUGUAUGCCCACCAGGGACGUUCAGCCCUCCUACAAACAGACAGUGCUCACCAUGCCCCAUGGGAACCUACAGUAUGAUCUAUGGGAGGGCAUUUUGCACCCACUGCAAGGAUGGCAUGAUCACCCAGGGGCUGGGUGCCAGAUCCACGACUGACUGCAUGAAGGAGGAAAGGACCAAGCAGGUUGACUCCAUCAUUCGCAAGAUCCCACUUCUGCUCCUCAUCAUCUUGCCACUAGUACUAGGCACCAACAUGCUCUUCAUCUUUGCCUCUUGCUACUGGUACCGAGAGUACCGGCUGUCAUCGCCAAUGACUUCCAAGAUGGCAGAAAUCACCAAGGCAGUGAAGACAGUGACCAAGUUCUGUGGGAUCUCCAGGCAGAGCCCCCAGGCUGGCUCUUCUGCUGCAGCUCUCAGCAUCACCAGUGAAACUGACACAUCUGAGGAGGGUGAAGAGGAGUCCUUGCAUGGGCAACUCACCCCUCCCAAGACCCCAAGCCUUGCUGCUGUGAGUGAUGACACACCUGCUGUGCUGGAACUGGAGGACAAAACUUCAGUUUUUGAGAUUCCCUCCACAAAUGCAGGCCAAUAGUAUUGAGGGAGAAUAUCCUUACAGCUUUCUGUGUGUGCCUCCAUCCCAUCCACACAGGCUAAGAUAUCCAGCAAUGAAAAAGAGGGACGCAUUUCUCCCUGUCGAAUUUGUCUUUGCAAAUUGUUCUGAUUACAACUAUCCCCUUUGCUAUAAAUAUUGGCUUUUAUUCUUUAUUCUUUUAUUUUAUCUCUCUUUGACACUGGAUGUGCCUAACACAGAGAGACAUGGAGGUUACAAGGGGGGAACAUAGCAUACAGAUUGAGGAACAUUUUGUCUUUACUCCUAUGAAGCAUCCUUCCUCAGGCAGGGAGCCAGUCUUGUACCUUGCACUCAGCUUCCUUUCUUUACCCCUUGUAAAAUCCAAAUUAUUUGCUGGGAUCAAGGUUACAUGGCUUAGGACAGGACAAAGCUCAGCCUCGGAUCUCUUCAUUUUCAAAGCCAACCUCAGCAUGCAGAUCCUUUGAAAGGAUUCCCAACUUUGUGGCCUCAGAGAAGAGAUCAUUAUUAGUUAAAACUUUCCUGAGCCUGGCAGCUGUUGGUACUCCAGGAGAGGGCAGCAAUGCAGUGUGAGAGGCACUGCUCCAGCAAUGGGUGGUUUUUAAUAAAAAUGAGCUCUGGAUUCAAAAAUCACACAAGACAAGGGGUUGGCUCUGCUGCUUGGAGUAGAAGCAGCAGACUCAGAGCAGGAGCAUUGGUUCCACUCCAGAUCUUGUGUUUUGUACAGUAGUUUCAGGGCACUAAGCCAUCCCAAGAAACUUCUUCAGCAGAAAAUGUGCUGGGAAACUCUUGGCUGAGGUCCACAGCCAGCAGACCUGUUGGCCCAGCAGUACUUGGGAUGGGAUAUCAGAUACUGCCUUAGAGAUGAGAAUGGGGAGAAGAGCCCAGUGGGGAAGUGGCAGAGUAGGGCUCAGGUGUGUGUGAUGUCUGUGGGGCUGAGGCUGCCAGUGUUCAGCUGCAAGGUGCAGGCAGGAGGGCUGCUGGUCAGCUAUAAAGCUCAGUAAUAUUCUCCUUCGGUCCUUUUCCAGCUCUUAGGAUGCUCUAUGAGACUGAAUGCAGCUUGGGUGUCAGCAUGCUGAAGAUAGGGAAAAAACAAUGAUGGGAACACUGGGUUGUGAGGCAGGGAGAGCAGCAACAUGGAGUAAAGCUGGAGGAGGUGAUGGGAACAGGCUGCUCUGCCAGGCUGGAGGUGCUGGGAAAGGCUGUGUGUGGCUGUCUGAGUCAAAGGAUCUGGAGACCACUGAAGUUCUUAAAAGUAUGGACAUGUCCAGCUACCACAGUCA